This is a messenger RNA of Grammomys surdaster, 3344 nucleotides long. It is a transcript of the gene Ypel1, whose product is annotated as yippee like 1. The coding region runs from base 1 to 837 and encodes 278 amino acids. Lineage: Eukaryota; Metazoa; Chordata; Mammalia; Rodentia; Muridae. The transcript is spliced from 7 exons. The record is from RefSeq and is a predicted model, not a curated record.
AUGGACACUGGCCUGAGGCGCAAACCUGUGGCAAACCUCGGCCCCGUCGCCUUCCCAGGACCUCCCCACCGGCCCAGCCACCUGCCGGAUCUCCUGGGCUCCUCGACAGGCCCCGCCCAUCGGACCCCUGGGGAGCUCCACCAGAACAAGCCCCAGUCUAGUCCCGAAGCGCAGCGGGGCGCGGGGCAGGGCGGGGAGCGCGGAGGGGCGGAGCGGCGGGAACGCGAAGGCGGGGCGCGGACACUGAUUGGCCAGCACCGCGGCGCCGACCGAGCCGGAUGGGCGCAGCGGACCCAGCCGCGGACCGCCGAGCGGCCGUUGCACUGGCUCUCCCUUGUCCCAGUGUGUGGACAGCACCACACGCCCUCCAGACCAGCAACGGCUCUUCCAUGUGCUUUCCAGUGUUUUUGUCAGAGAGUCCGACAGAGCCCUAGCUCCUCCAGAUCUGGCCCAGAACCGAGUGACGAGCACCCAGCAGACAUGGUGAAAAUGACCAAGUCCAAAACUUUCCAAGCUUAUCUGCCACACUGUCACCGAACUUACAGCUGUAUCCACUGCAGAGCCCAUCUGGCCAAUCACGAUGAGCUCAUCUCUAAGUCCUUUCAGGGAAGCCAGGGGCGAGCCUACCUCUUCAACUCUGUGGUGAAUGUGGGCUGUGGCCCUGCUGAGGAGAGAGUCCUUCUAACUGGGCUGCAUGCAGUGGCUGACAUCUACUGUGAGAACUGCAAGACCACUCUUGGGUGGAAAUACGAACAUGCCUUUGAGAGCAGUCAGAAAUACAAGGAAGGAAAAUUUAUUAUUGAACUUGCCCACAUGAUCAAAGACAACGGCUGGUAAACUGAAGCGGUCCACUCCUGUUUGAAUACUAUUUUAUGAAAGCUGAGUGUAAAGAAGACCUAGCUUCUUGGUGACAAUACUUCUUGAACUUAACCUCACAGGCCAGUCCAGUUUCAACACUUGAAGGUGUCUCUCUAGGCUAUCCACUUGGUAAGGUGCCCCAUCUGAAUCCCCUUCAUGUACACUGCGUUUCUGGAAGUCUGCAUUCUUUUUCUAACUUCUUGAGUUCUAGAGAAAGAAUUGACCAGCUGGUGACUCACCUGCCUAGUGAACACUUUCUUUUACCCUACGCCUGCAACACCGUCUGGCUGUGUUUUCAUCAAACCCAAGUCCCUCAAAGCACAGAAGGAGGGACUCUCUCACAAGCAAAGGCAUAGUGACCAGAAGUAGUCAGCCAAUUUAUAUGUCUCUUCAAAAACUGAAGCGAGCCACUGGUAACAUGGUAGAGAAGCUAAGCAUUCAGUGUGCAUCUUAAGCAAAUAGGGAGGUUCCUGAUGUAGAAGACAAGUGACUUUACUAGUGACUGAACACUGUCCCAGGCCUACCGAAGUCUGCCACUGAGCUGACUCCCUCUGUGCUGUGGCAGCACAGUGGCUCAGAAUGUAGGGCUGGUCCCUACCACAGAGCAACAGGCUGGGCUUCACUUUUUACACUAGAUGUACUUGAAAUAGCUAGUUAUGCAUACAGAGACCAGAGCCAGCAGGAGAACUGCAAAACUUGAGAGUUUUCUUGUGAUAAAGGAAGAGUUAGCUUAGUAUGGGAGCUACCUUUCCUGCCUGGAAUCACCUCAUGACCUGACAGGGAGGGUCUGGGCCAUCCCUCAAGCCCAAGCUCUCAGAUUUUAAGUCACAACCCAUCAUCCCCCAUGUAUCUAUAAGGAGUGGAUGUGUAGAGAGGAUGGAGGCCAGAGCCAUUCCCAGAUAAGUUUCAUCAUUUUGUACCCUACCCAUGGCAGAAGGGCAAGAAGGUGGCCUGUGAAGGCUGCCAGCCCUUGAGCUGCAAAGGGAGCAUGACAGGAGGGUGCUUAGCACCAGCUGCCCUAGAGCUGCCUGGGGUGUGGCAGUCAAAAAGCAGUUUCUAGUCCUUUGGGCUCCAGCCCCAAACCUUCUAAACCCAGAUCCUCCGGCCAAUACAGGCACUGGCACUGCAGUUAACUUCAAAGCCUACAUUUUGGUGCUUUCUUUUUUUUUUUUUUUUUUGCCCAAGAUUGUAAGCCUGGUAAUAUAAGAAAUGCCUGGGCAAUUGGAUGACAUGUUGGCAUGGACUGUGAACUCUAUGCCCAGUCCUAGCCCAAGCUGCUUUCUCCCCAACUACUUCCUGUUUCCCUCCAGACUAAGGCUGGCCCAAAGCAAAGUUACUCCACCCAGUAAGGUUAAGUGCUGAAACUCAGCACAGGCAGUGGUGUGACCCUGGUAGGGCUCAGUGCCAUCCUUGCCUAGGAAUGAACACUUAGUCAACAGUCAGCUCAAAGUGGACAUGACAGCCUGGCUAGGUUUGAAUACUUUUCAAAGUGGGAACUUGGUGGCUGAGGCAUGGGUGAUGAUGUCACCAGUGGGAAGAAAGGCAAGGGCAACUUGAGUAUGCCCCUAUAUGUGCUUCACUUAAGUGGAAGACUCUUCGAGAAUUCUUCUGACCAGUGUUUGUAUAUACUAAGAUUAUAUUCACAGACUUUAUAUUCUGGGCAUGCUACCUGCCCUUCAACUGAGCACUUUGUAUUGUCUUUUGUGAGCACCAACUGGAGCAUUUUUGCUAGUAUAACCUAUGUGUAUUGGGGAGUGAUGGAUAUAAACAAAAUGUUUAUCAAGUUUUUUUGGAUUUUGCGUUGGCCUUCUGUGAAAUAUCAACUUUUUAAACCAAAAGAACUGACCAUGAGCUGGCUUCAGGGUAAGUGAUGCAAGACCACAACCAGGUGUGCUGCUAACUGCCGAACGCCUCACAUCCUUACACUCCUACAGUAUCAGUGUCAUUCUGUGACUAUCUCCAGAACAGUGGGUGGUGAUACCAGGCCAUAAACGCCACUUUGCUUUAGAAAUGUGGUUUAUUUUGUUGCUGUCUUAUUAGUAUAUAGAUACUAUUUUUAUACCUUAUUCUUGAUGGCAUCUGUCAGGUAUUUGGAAAGAUCAGAAAUGAUUUUUCUUUCUCAAAAAAGUCCUUUAUUUUCUGAUGACCUCAUCAGACAGUUUUCAAAAUCCAAGUGUCUUUACUGUCCAAAAAACUACCAUUUAAGCUGUAGACAACCAACUCAUGGAAAUGCAAGCCCCGGUGGCCUGUCCUCUGUGCUGGAGGGCAAGAGAAGAGGACACAGCUGCCCAUGGGACAGGUGCAGGCUGCUGAGCAAGGCUGACAGUAGAGUGAUGUGGAAGCAACUGCGAGUUCACCAUGAGCAGAGGAAAGCAAGCCCAAGCAUACAGAGUGCCCUUGGCCUCCCUGUCUGUAGCCAAAGCUGUCAGCCCUUGGUGGCAUGUCUGUGUGAGGUAUAAAAAUAAAGCUUCUGUUGUCAACAGCAA